Molecule: messenger RNA, 3307 nt
Organism: Cebus imitator (Panamanian white-faced capuchin)
Lineage: Eukaryota; Metazoa; Chordata; Mammalia; Primates; Cebidae
Gene: ERAP1
Product: endoplasmic reticulum aminopeptidase 1
Exons: 19
Coding region: 353-3178 (941 amino acids)
Biological process (GO): proteolysis; peptide catabolic process
Cellular component (GO): cytoplasm
Molecular function (GO): peptide binding; metalloaminopeptidase activity; zinc ion binding
Source: RefSeq, a predicted model, not a curated record
ACACACACAGAGAAGGAUCCGCAUUCAGAAAGGCGUGCACCUCCCCGCCUGAUCCCCACCUCGCAUCCUGCGGCUUCCCGAGCGUGCAGCGCCCAUUUACCAAUUGCCUUCCUGGGAGCUGCGGCCUCCCUCGCUCGGCCCCACUCCGGGUUACCCUUUCCCCAGCUCCCGCCUUAGCCAGGGGCCUGCCCGCCGGCAACUAGAGCUCGGGUCGAAGCGCCGCUCAACGCCGGCCUGCCGCUCUCCUGGCUCCACUUUCACUUUCGGUCCCGGGCGGCGAGGCUUGCGGCGGUGGCUGCGGCGGCGCGAGGGUGAGCCAGACCCCAGACCCCCAGGUAGUUAGAGCAAGAAGAUGGUAUUUCCAUCCCUCAAGUGGUCCCUUGCAACAAUGUCAUUUCUGCUUUCCUCACUGUUGGCUCUCUUAACUGUGUCCACUCCUUCAUGGUGUCAGAGCAGUGAAGCAUCUCCAAAAGGUAGUAAUGGGACACCAUUUCCUUGGAAUAAAAUUCGACUUCCUGAGUACGUCAUCCCAGUUCAUUAUGAUCUCCUGAUCCAUGCAAACCUCACGAAGUCGACCUUCUGGGGAACCACAGAAGUAGAAAUCACAGCCAGUCAGCCCACCAGCACCAUCAUUCUGCAUAGUCACCACCUGCAGAUAUCUAAGGCCACUCUCAGGAAGGGAGCUGGAGAGAGGCUGUCGGAAGAACCGCUGCAGGUCCUGGAACACCACGCUCAGGAGCAAAUCGCGCUGCUGGCUCCCGAGCCCCUCCUUGUCGGGCUCCCGUACACAGUUGUCAUUCACUAUGCCGGCAAUCUUUCAGACACUUUCCACGGAUUUUACAAAAGCACCUACAGAACCAAGGAAGGGGAACUGAGGAUACUUGCAUCAACACAAUUUGAACCCACUGCAGCUAGAAUGGCCUUUCCCUGCUUUGAUGAACCUGCCUUCAAAGCAAGUUUCUCAAUCAAAAUUAGAAGAGAGCCAAGGCACCUAGCCAUCUCCAAUAUGCCAUUGGUGAAAUCUGUGACUAUUGCUGGAGGACUCAUAGAAGACCAUUUUGAUGUCACUGUGAGGAUGAGCACCUAUCUGGUAGCCUUCAUUAUUUCAGAUUUUGCGUCUGUCAGCAAGAUGACCAAAAGUGGAGUCAAGGUUUCUGUAUAUGCUGUGCCAGACAAGAUAAAUCAAGCAGAUUAUGCACUGGAUGCUGCAGUGACUCUUCUAGAAUUUUAUGAGGAUUAUUUCAGCAUACCAUAUCCCCUACCCAAACAAGAUCUUGCUGCUAUUCCCGACUUUCAAGCUGGUGCUAUGGAAAACUGGGGACUGACAACAUAUAGAGAAUCUGCUCUGUUGUUUGAUGCAGAAAAGUCUUCUGCAUCAAGUAAGCUUGGCAUUACAAUGAUUGUGGCCCAUGAACUGGCUCACCAGUGGUUUGGGAACCUGGUCACUAUGGAAUGGUGGAAUGACCUUUGGCUAAAUGAAGGGUUUGCCAAAUUUAUGGAGUUUGUGUCUGUCAGCGUGACCCAUCCUGAACUGAAAGUUAAAGAUUAUUUCUUUGGCAAAUGUUUCAGUGCGAUGGAGGUAGAUGCUUUAAAUUCCUCACACCCUGUGUCUACACCUGUGGAGAAUCCUGCUCAGAUCCGGGAGAUGUUUGAUGAUGUUUCUUAUGAUAAGGGAGCUUGUAUUCUGAAUAUGCUAAGGGAGUAUCUUAGUGCUGAUGCAUUUAAAAUUGGCAUUGUACAGUAUCUCCAGAAGCAUAGCUAUAAAAAUACAAAAAACGAGGACCUGUGGGAUAGUAUGGCAAGUAUUUGCCCUACAGAUGGCGUACAAGAGAUGGAUGGCUUUUGCUCUAGAAGUCAGCAUUCAUCUUCAUCCUCACACUGGCAUCAGGAAGGCCUGGAUGUGAAAACCAUGAUGAACACUUGGACACUGCAGAAGGGUUUUCCCCUGAUAACCAUCACAGUGAGCGGGAGGAACGUGCACAUGAAGCAAGAGCACUACCUGAAGGGAUCUGACGGCACUCCGGACACUGGGUACCUGUGGCAUGUUCCACUGACAUUCAUCACUAGCAAAUCAGACACGGUCCAUCGAUUUUUGCUGAAAACAAAAACAGAUGUGCUCAUCCUCCCAGAAGAGGUGGAAUGGAUCAAAUUUAAUGUAGGCAUGAGUGGCUAUUACAUUGUGCAUUACGAGAAUGACGGAUGGGACUCUUUGACUGGCCUUUUAAAAGCAACACACACGGCAAUCAGCAGUAAUGAUCGGGCGAGUCUCAUUAACAAUGCAUUUCAGCUUGUCAGCAUUGGGAAGCUGUCCAUUGAAAAGGCCUUGGAUUUAUCCCUGUACUUGAAACAUGAAACUGAAAUUAUGCCCGUGUUUCAAGGGUUGAAUGAGCUGAUUCCUAUGUAUAAGUUAAUGGAGAAAAGAGAGAUGAAUGAAGUGGAAACUCAAUUCAAGGGUUUCCUCAUCAGGCUGCUAAGGGACCUCAUUGAUAAGCAGACAUGGACAGACGAGGGCUCAGUCUCAGAGCGAAUGCUGCGGAGUCAGCUACUCCUCCUUGCCUGUGUGCGCAAGUAUCAGCCGUGCGUACAAAGGGCAGAAGACUAUUUCAGAAAGUGGAAGGAAUCCAAUGGAAACUUGAGCCUGCCUGUCGACGUGACCUUGGCAGUGUUUGCUGUGGGAGCCCAGAGCACAGAAGGCUGGGAUUUUCUUUAUAGUAAAUAUCAGUCUUCUUUGUCUAGUACUGAGAAAAACCAAAUUGAAUUUGCCCUCUGCAUAACCCAAAAUAAGGAAAAGCUUCAAUGGCUACUAGAUGAAAGCUUUAAGGGCGAUAAAAUAAAAACUCAGGAGUUUCCAGACAUUCUAACAUUCAUUGGCAGGAACCCAGUAGGAUACCCAUUGGCCUGGCAAUUUCUGAGGGAAAACUGGAACAAACUUGUACAAAAGUUUGAACUUGGCUCAUCUUCCAUAGCCCACAUGGUAAUAGGUACAACAAAUCAAUUCUCCACAAGAACACGGCUUGAAGAGGUAAAAGGAUUCUUCAGCUCUUUGAAAGAAAAUGGUUCUCAGCUCCGUUGUGUCCAACAGACAAUUGAAACCAUUGAAGAAAAUAUCCGUUGGAUGGAUAAUAAUUUUGAUAAAAUCAGAGUAUGGCUGCAGAGUGAAAAGCUGGAAUUUCUGUAAGAAUUCCUCCUUUGGCCAGGUGCGGUGGCUCAUGCCUGUAAUCUCAGCACUUUGGAAGGCCAAGGUGGGUAGAUCACAAAAUCAGGAGUUCAAGACCAGCCUGGCCAAGAUGGUAAAACCCCUUUCUCU